Messenger RNA from Diorhabda sublineata, 434 nucleotides. It is a transcript of the gene kud, whose product is annotated as transmembrane protein 258. Bases 121 to 363 code for a protein of 80 amino acids. The transcript is spliced from 2 exons. Gene Ontology annotation, cellular component: membrane-bounded organelle. NCBI's taxonomy places the organism in Eukaryota, Metazoa, Arthropoda, Insecta, Coleoptera, Chrysomelidae. The record is from RefSeq and is a predicted model, not a curated record. Gene Ontology annotation, biological process: protein N-linked glycosylation.
UUUCGAUUUGACGUUUUUGACUUUGACAUUUUGUUAUACACAAAUUAAUAAUAAUCUUUAAAAAAUUGUCCACGUUUUUUGAUAUACAAAUAUCUAUAGCUCCGUUUGCAAUAAUACAUAAUGGUAGAUACAUCGAAAUUAGUGAGAUACACGUCUCCGGUGAACCCCGCUGUGUUUCCGCAUUUAACUCUAGUUUUAUUGGGGAUCGGUAUAUUUUUUACGGCUUGGUUUUUCGUAUACGAAGUGACCAGUACGAAGAAAACGAGAAGUUUACGAAAAGAAUUAAUGGUGGCACUGGUAGCUUCAAUUUUUUCGGGUUUCGGCAUAUUAUUUUUACUAUUAUCGGUUGGUAUAUACGUUUAAGUGUCAAAUAUUUUUUCGUUUUAUAUAUGUUUUCUUUUAAUACAUCGUUUUAACAUUAUUUUUUGGGUUUC